AUGAUGAACAACACUCUAACAACAGUCCAGGGUAUCCCUGGGACAUCAAAUCCUUCUCAACCUCAGGACAUGACUGCUAACCAUACUCAUGUUCCUCCUCGCCGACGAAGUGCACCACGUAGCGGACCAAUUCCUAUCCCUUUCAUAUGGGCAACCAAUCACCGAGCAAAAAUCCACAACCUCAAUCAUCUCUUACAAAACAAAAUCUUUAGCAUCACCGGCGAUGUUCAAUGCAAGAGUUGCCAAACAAAGUUUCAAAUGCCGUUCGAUCUGCGUACGAAAUUCGAUGUAAUCUCUCAAUAUUUGGUUACGAACAUGAACACCAUGCAUGAUAGGGCACCAAAGAUCUUGAUGAAUCCAAGACUGCCAAGAUGUGCACAUUGCAAUCAAGAAAACAGUGUGAAACCGGUAAUUGCCGAGAAGAAAAAGAAUAUCAAUUGGUUGUUUCUAUUGCUGGGACAAAUGCUCGGUUGUUGCAAGCUUGAACAAUUGAAGUAUUUUUGCAAGUACAACAAUCAUCAUCGAACCGGUGCCAAGAAUAGAGUUCUUUAUUUGACUUAUUUUGAAUUAUGCCAACAACUUGAUCCUUCUGGACCCUUCAAUGUUCGUUGA
Medicago truncatula (barrel medic) is the source of this 612-nucleotide messenger RNA. RefSeq lists its product as uncharacterized. The transcript has a single exon. Bases 1 to 612 code for a protein of 203 amino acids. NCBI's taxonomy places the organism in Eukaryota, Viridiplantae, Streptophyta, Magnoliopsida, Fabales, Fabaceae. The record is from RefSeq and is a predicted model, not a curated record.